Panicum hallii is the source of this 1609-nucleotide messenger RNA. RefSeq names its product elongation factor 1-gamma 2. The record is from RefSeq and is a predicted model, not a curated record. Gene Ontology annotation, biological process: translational elongation. The transcript has 8 exons. Gene Ontology annotation, molecular function: glutathione transferase activity; translation elongation factor activity. NCBI's taxonomy places the organism in Eukaryota, Viridiplantae, Streptophyta, Magnoliopsida, Poales, Poaceae. The coding region runs from base 146 to 1396 and encodes 416 amino acids.
ACACUAUCCCAAGAAUUGCGUGCUGCGGCUCAUCUACUCUAGCGUUUUUGGCUACUCCGGCUCUGUUUUCCCCUGCUGCGCUGCUCGCCCGAUCUCGCGCUUCCGGCAGCCAUCUGAGAUCGUGCGAAGCUAGCGGCCAGUGGAGAUGGCGCUUGUACUGCAUGCUGGCAGUGGUAACAAAAAUGCAUUCAAGGCUCUUAUUGCUGCGGAAUACAGCGGUAUCAAGGUUGAGUUAGUGAAGGACUUUCAGAUGGGUGUCUCCAACAAAACCCCUGAGUUUCUCAAGAUGAACCCCAUUGGGAAGGUUCCUGUCCUCGAGACUCCUGAUGGUCCUGUUUUUGAGAGCAAUGCAAUUGCACGAUAUGUUACUCGCUUGAAGGCUGAUAACCCGCUUUACGGAUCUUCACUGAUUGAUUAUGCCCACAUUGAACAAUGGAUGGACUUUGCUGCAACAGAGGUUGAUGCUAGCAUUGGGAAGUGGCUGUACCCACGUAUGGGGUUUUAUCCCUAUGCUGCUGUGAGUGAGGAAACAGCCAUUGCGGCUUUGAAGAGAGCAUUGGGUUCCCUCAACACCCACCUUGCAUCAAACACAUUUCUUGUUGGGCAUUCGGUGACUCUUGCGGAUAUCGUGCUGACAUGCAACCUCUACUUGGGCUUUAUUCGGAUCUUGACCAAGAGUUUCACCUCGGAGUUCCCUCAUGUUGAGAGGUACUUCUGGACCAUGGUCAACCAGCCAAACUUCAAGAAAGUCAUAGGUGAUGUGAAGCAGGCGGAAGCUGUGCCACCUGUUCAAAAGAAGGCUGCACCAGGGAAGGAGCAGAAGCCUAAGGAAGCCAAAAAGGAGGCCCCAAAAGAGGCCCCGAAGCCUGAGGCAGAUGAGAAAUCAACGCAGGAAGAACCAAAGCCUAAGCCGAAGAAUCCUCUUGAUUUGCUCCCUCCAAGCAAGAUGAUCCUUGAUGAUUGGAAGAGGCUGUACUCCAACACAAAAACCAACUUCCGUGAGGUUGCUAUUAAAGGUUUCUGGGAUAUGUAUGACCCAGAGGGCUACUCCCUGUGGUUCUGUGACUACAAGUACAAUGAUGAGAACACCGUGUCUUUUGUAACCAUGAACAAGGUUGGUGGGUUCCUGCAGCGGAUGGACCUGUGCCGCAAAUAUGCCUUUGGAAAAAUGCUUGUGGUUGGCUCUGAGCCACCUUUCAAGGUCAAGGGGCUCUGGCUCUUCCGUGGCUCAGAGAUCCCAAAGUUUGUCAUGGAUGAGGUCUACGACAUGGAGCUCUAUGAGUGGACCAAGGUUGACCUCUCCGAUGAGGCCCAGAAGGAGCGUGUCAAUGCCAUGAUUGAGGACCAGGAGCCCUUCGAAGGUGAGGCUUUGCUGGAUGCGAAAUGCUUCAAGUGAGCCCCGUUUAUUUGUAAUGGAACUGUGAAAGUUGUUGGUUUGGGGGUCCAGUUCUAAAAUAGUCAAUGCUUCUCGAGCUCACGAAUGUUAGUUUUGAUACUGGCUGAACUGGUUAUUUUCUGUGCUAUGUUAAGAGCUUUGGCUGCGUUAACAAGAGGUUGCACUCGGCUGCCACGUCUGGAUUAUGUGCAAGAUUGCAAUCGUCCAUGUGUA